Antechinus flavipes (yellow-footed antechinus) is the source of this 6312-nucleotide messenger RNA. It is a transcript of the gene BMPR1A, whose product is annotated as bone morphogenetic protein receptor type 1A. The record is from RefSeq and is a predicted model, not a curated record. Bases 519 to 2120 code for a protein of 533 amino acids. Gene Ontology annotation, molecular function: transforming growth factor beta receptor activity, type I; SMAD binding; ATP binding. Gene Ontology annotation, biological process: BMP signaling pathway; cellular response to growth factor stimulus; dorsal/ventral pattern formation. The transcript has 13 exons. Gene Ontology annotation, cellular component: plasma membrane; signaling receptor complex. Lineage: Eukaryota; Metazoa; Chordata; Mammalia; Dasyuromorphia; Dasyuridae.
GGAGGGAGGGAGGGAGCGGGCCGCGAUCGAGCCGCGAUCGACGACGAGAGGAGCACUAGCGAGGCCUCCGAGACGCCGCACCGGCCGCACCCGCACCCGCUGCAACCGGAGCUCGCUCCGCAGCCGGAGCCGGAGCCCGACUCGGGCCGGCCCGAGAAGUCGCCGAGGCCCGGGGGGAGGGCGGCGGCGGCGGCCGGGAGGGCCCAGAAGUCCGGCCGCCCGGCCCUCGGCAGAAAGGAUGAGCCCCCCGUGCCUCCGAUUCAUGGAAAUAUGUAUUACUUUAAUAUUGCCUUGGAAUUAAUGAAGUGGAAAUACAGAUCAAAGCAAUUUGGAGAAAAUAGAAAACAUAGUUUUAUUCAUCAGACUCUCUUGAGGAAGCAGGAAACAGCAGUAGAAGUUGGAGUAAUUAUUAAACUAUUGCAGGCAGAAUUUCACCAAGCAUACAAGCUUAAAAUUUAUCAAGUAACAAGAUUGAUUGCUCAGGGGGACAAUUCACAGAGAAGAUUAAAAACUGAACAAUGACUCAGCUAAGCAUUUAUAUCACAUUUUUGGGAGCCUAUCUGCUCAUCAUUUUUUAUGUUCAAGGACAGAAUCCAGACAGUCGAUUCCUUCAUGGCACAGAAAUGAAAUCAGACCAAAAUCAGAAAAAGCAGGAAAAUGGAGUAACCUUAGCACCAGAGGAUACUUUGCCUUUUUUGAAAUGCCACUGUUCAGGACAUUGCCCAGAUGAUGCUAUUAAUAACACAUGCAUAACUAAUGGUCAUUGCUUUGCCAUCAUAGAAGAAGAUGAUCAAGGAGAAACUACAUUAGCUUCAGGCUGUAUGAAGUAUGAAGGUUCAGAUUUUCAGUGCAAGGAUUCACCAAAAGCUCAGUUACGGAGAACAAUUGAAUGUUGCCGAACCAAUUUGUGUAAUCAAUAUUUACAGCCUACGCUACCCCCUGUUGUCAUAGGUCCGUUUUUUGAUGGUAGUAUUCGUUGGCUGGCUGUCCUUGUUUCUAUGGCUGUGUGUAUAAUUGCUAUGAUCAUCAUCUUCAGCUGCUUUUGUUACAAGCACCACUGCAAAAGAAUAGCAAGAAGCCGUUGCUAUAAUCGUGACUUGGAACAAGAUGAAGCUUUUAUACCAGUUGGAGAGUCAUUGAAAGACCUUAUUGAUCAGUCACAAAGUUCUGGCAGCGGAUCUGGGCUUCCUUUGCUGGUUCAACGAACUAUUGCCAAGCAAAUUCAGAUGGUUCGGCAGGUGGGAAAGGGUCGCUAUGGAGAGGUGUGGAUGGGAAAAUGGAGGGGUGAAAAAGUGGCGGUCAAAGUAUUCUUCACUACUGAAGAGGCCAGUUGGUUUCGGGAAACAGAGAUCUACCAGACUGUUCUGAUGCGUCACGAGAAUAUUCUUGGUUUUAUUGCGGCUGACAUCAAGGGCACCGGCUCUUGGACACAGCUGUACCUGAUCACCGACUACCACGAGAACGGAUCUCUGUACGACUUCCUGAAAUGUACCACUCUGGACACCAGGGCCCUCCUCAAGUUGGCGUAUUCAGCGGCUUGUGGUCUGUGUCAUCUCCACACAGAGAUCUAUGGUACCCAAGGAAAGCCCGCGAUUGCCCACCGAGACCUGAAGAGCAAAAAUAUCCUAAUCAAGAAAAAUGGGAGUUGCUGUAUCGCCGACUUGGGCCUCGCUGUGAAAUUUAACAGUGAUACAAAUGAAGUUGAUGUUCCUUUGAACACCAGAGUAGGUACAAAGCGUUAUAUGGCCCCAGAAGUCCUCGAUGAAAGUCUAAAUAAAAAUCACUUUCAGCCAUACAUCAUGGCUGACAUCUAUAGCUUUGGACUGAUCAUGUGGGAGAUGGCUCGUCGCUGUGUCACAGGAGGCAUUGCAGAAGAGUACCAAUUGCCUUACUACAACAUGGUGCCUCAUGAUCCUUCUUAUGAAGAUAUGCGUGAGGUGGUAUGUGUUAAGCGACUGCGGCCCAUCGUGUCUAACCGAUGGAAUAGUGAUGAAUGUCUAAGAGCUAUCUUGAAGCUAAUGUCAGAAUGCUGGGCUCACAAUCCUGCUUCAAGACUUACUGCAUUGAGAAUCAAAAAGACACUUGCCAAGAUGGUUGAAUCCCAAGAUGUAAAGAUUUGACAAUUAUAUAACACUCAGGAGCCGCAUUGGACUCCAAGAACUUGUUUCGCCCAAGCCAAGGGUGGAAUUGAAGUGGGAUGAGGAAAUUCAUGUGGUUCUUAGACUUUUUCCUCACCACCCCUUUACAGGCUGCUAAUAAUUUCAGUACUCUGUAGAAUAUGAUGCUGGGAACUUCUGUUCACUACAUGCUACAUUUAUGGACAGCCUUGUUUAAAUGUGUUUCUUUUUGGGGGGAGAAGGGGUUAUGAGCUAUGUUGAGACUUUAGUCAUCGUUCACGAGUCUCCAGUAAACUCUGGGUACUGAAUUGCAUGUUUAUAUUAUGGUGCUUUCUGUGAAAGCCUUAAGAAGAAAAUGAAUUUAACAGAGAUGGAGAAAUAUAAGCUUUUGCCUUCUACCUGAUAAAACUUAAUCUGUUCAUAUUCUUGCUUUUGUAAAACAGCCUGUAGAUUAUGAAUCAUUUUGGGAUACUGCUCUGUUUUUAACAGUUUAUCAUCUGUGUUGUGUGUGUGCCAGGAUUCCUCUGCUGCCAUGUGGAUUGAGAGAAAAAAGAGGAAUGAAUGCCCAGGAAGGUGGGGGUGGUCGGUGCUUCAGGUCUGUCAUUAUCGUUGCAAUAAGAUUAGCCAGUCACACAAAAACCAUUUAACUCAUAGGAGAAUUUGGCUUCUUUACCAACAUUUUCUCUGAUCAGGAAAAUUGGUAUCAAUUGAAAAAUCAAAAGGGAGUUCAGAUCAUGCUUCUAAACCUGAGCUUCAUUCCUCUUUUCUUUUUUCCUUUUUUUUUUUUUUUUUUUUUUUUGACAAUUUAAAAUCUGUUUUUGUGAAAAACAUAAUAUCAUCUUAAGUUGGAACUCCCAAUGUGAUGACUCUCCUGAAGAACGAACUCACUUAUUGGGGUGAUUUUGUUAGCAAUUUAAGUGCCUAUAACCUUGUCCUGUACAGUUUGUUCUAAGUGACUUUUAAAAGGGAAAUGACAUAUCUAAUGCACAGUGUGCUUGAUUUGCAGGGUGUUAAUGCUUACCUUCACUUUGGAUAGUCAUGUUUGUCCACAUACAUUCAUGCCAUAGAAACCAGAUCACAUGCACCUCAUAACCCAGGCUUAAAAGGUAAAAAGAAAACACAAUACCCAAAGAUGGUUAGGAAGAACAUUUACACAUAGAAAUGUAGAUGGGUUUUCAAAAGGAAUGCAUUCAAAUUAGUAUCUUCUAAUCUAGGGUUUUAUUUUGUUACAAUAUACUCACAACAGCUUUCAGUAUAAUAAUUUCAUUUAAAUUCUUCCAUAUAAGAGAAAGUUCUAAUUGGAAAUUUACACUGCAGAACCUACGUGAACUUAUCAACACCUACUAAGUAGGUUCUAGACUAUCUAGACUAUUAAAUUUGGGGGAUUUAAAAAAAUUUUUUUUCCAUUGUUUAUAAAACAAAUGAAAAAGGGUCAGGCAAAAAACAAACAAACAACCCAAGUGUUUUUCUUUACUAUCGCAAUGUACAGAUUUUAUUUAACAAAGUGCUACAUAUUUUAUAGAAUCCUAGUUAUCUCAAGGGACAUUUCUGUUUUAUGAAAUCAUUUAAGUAUUAAUGCUAUAUUCUGGCAGAACAAUUCAUGGGCCCAUUAAGUUAGACUUAAAUUUAUUUUUGGAUGCAGCGUAAGACAAUAAAUGGGGUUGUGCUAUGGAAAUACUAAUGACAAAGGGCUGUAAUUUUUUAAAAUGAUAAUUUUUAAAGCAUUUUUCCGUCCAUUGCCAAAACUUGACUGGCAUUGAAAGUCGAAGCUAUUGAGUAUUUCCAAGCAGACCAGUUUUGCAGUUAACUGGAAACUGUUUGGAAAGAUUUAAUAUUUUUACAAUCUGAAAUAAAGCUUCUCUUUGUCAUGUUUUAAAGUUGAAGCAUUUUUUAAAAUUGAUUUCUAUGUCCCAUGAGCUUGUUCUUACAGAAGAACAGUUUUGCUUCUGUUUGUACAGAAGGACACAAAUACUAUCAUCUAAAGUGCCAUGUGAUUCAAGCUCUUUUAUUAACUCCAUCUUAAUAUUUUUGUCUAAUUUGACCUUACUUUUUUUGGACAAGACAAAAUUACAAACUCUCAAAGAAGCCAUUUAUUAUUAUUAUUAUAAACAGAGGAAAUAUGAAAAAAUGCAACCUUCUGGGAAAUUUUUAAAAAUCACAAAAUAUUUUAAGUCAGAGUUGUGCUCAAUAAACUAUUAAUAAGGAAUUGGUUUAAAAAUCAUAACAUUCAAAAUAUUUCAGUAAGAAUAUAAGGAACAGCAAAUACAGUCUUGAAACACGUCACCUUAUUUAGAAACCCUUCUAUUUUUCUUUUCUUUUUUUUUUUUUUUACUAAGGCAAUUGGGGUUAAGUGACUUGCCCAGGGUCACACAGCUAGAACCCUUCUAUUUCUUUCUCCCCAUUUAGAAUUGUGUUUAUCCCAUCAGUGAAAUAUACAGGGUCCCACAGUCUCAUUGCAAUUUCAAGCUAUUUAAGCUAAAUAUCCUACCUGUGACUUGGAGGUGACCCUGAUGUUCAAUGCCAGUGCAGGCCCCACUGCCUACACAGGUUUUAAGAAUUGACCUGGGGAGGGAGGGCAUAUAUGUGGAUCUGCUUAUUUUUUAAAACCAGCCUAUUUAGGUGACACAGGGCAAGUCUUUCCUGAACUUAGAACUGUGCUAGGACUUGGAUGUGAGACUGAUCAGAAGGAAGUGUGCCUGAUGCCCCAUAACUAAUGAAAGAGUUUACAUUGGCUUGGAUCUGUUUUCUUCUAAUUGAUAAAGGAAUUGGGUUAUUAGUAGAAUCGUAGGUAUGGUCGAAUUUUAAAAUGAUUUCCAGUUUAUUUGAGACAUAAUAACUUCUUAUCAAACAAAUAUCAGAGGUAUGAAAACUAAAUUCAAUUUUUCUGAUACCCUUUCUGGAAUACCCUCCAGCGUGAGUUUUAUUCCCCUACCUAUUGUGGUCUUUUAACAUCAAUAUUUAAAUGAAAUUUAAAAAUUUUGAAAUGCCUAAAAAUAAUAUUUAACCAAAUUGUGCCAGAUUUCUUAUUUACUAUAGCUAUAUUUAAAAAGAUUUUUUUCCUUUUGCUAACUUUACCUUUGGAAAUGAGAGCAACAAAAAUGUCAAACAUUGACUUUCACAAUCUCCCUAGAAUCAAAUAGAAAUUCUUGUUUAGAAGUAUUUGUUUGAACUUUUAUCCAACAUCUGUUCUCUCAGAGCUCUAAUCUAGGUUCCAGAAGAAAUGCAAAAGUUUAGCUAAGGAGAUAAUUGCCUAUUUUUUUUUUUUCUCCCUAGGAUUGGUUCCCUAUUUUAAAUCAUUGAUUUUUCCCCCAAAUAUAUUUGAAGUUUAAUUUUUUCUAAAAAAAAAAUAAAGCAUUUGGGAUAGAAAAAAAUGCCACUAUGAUUUUUAAAUGUCCAUUCCUUUUAAAAGGAAGAGCUUUUAUCAUUUAUUUUGGUCAGAUAUUGAUUGAUAGGGCAAUGUCAGCUCUCUCUCUCGCUUCAUUUAUAUAUAUGAGAAAAAACUCCUUAGAGAAGUGGACAUUGUAUUUAUAGUAGAAUUCUGUAUGUCAGGAUGGUACAGAGCCAAUAUGGGACACCUUGCCCAGGGAGGCCCAUAAGGAAAGUGUGAUUCAUAUCGCUUGAGGAAAGUAUACAAUAUCAUCUCAUGGUGACUUUAAGCUCCUUCUCCUACUCCAGAGGUGUCAAACUCAUGGCUGCCUCAUGCUUCCGGCAAAACUCCCAUAAAGCCUAACCAGAUUUAAAUGUCAUUGGGAAAUGUUGAACAAAUUAAAUAAAAAUACAAUGCAACAUAAUGUUAAUUUGUGGUAUUCUAAGUUUACAUUUGGCUUGUAGGGAUCUGUUUCUAUUUGAGUUUGACACCACUGCUAUACACUACCUUUUAAAAGCCCAUCCUAGUGACUGCCCUUGAAAUGCCCGUUUUAAAAUUAAAUUGUAGUAUAUUGUAUAAAAGGAAAAAACCAUUAUACCUUACUUAGAAAAAAAUGUAAAUAGAAAAUGAAAUAAAAUAAACAGUUUGAUUAAAUUCUUGCUUAGAUACCAGAAGUGUAGAUUACUCUUUUAAAUGGUAAUACACUAAAUGUAUUUUGUACAGCAUCUGGUUUAAAAGGUGCCUUAUUAAGUUUACCAUGAAUUGCUUUGUUCUGUACACAGAUUAUGUCCAAUGUAUCAUUUUUAAGUAAAUAACCUUAUUUUAGUA